AUGCUCCGGUCUUUCAGACCGGCCUCGCGAUGCGGGGCCGUCAAGGCGCUCGCAGCGCCUCAAAGUAGAACCUCAGCCUGCGCGGGGCGCCAUCACCAGUCACGAAUGAGCCUGGUCCCCAAGUUACAACAAGCAUGCUUUUCCAGCGGAGCAUACGCCCUUUCGCCCGUGAAGAGCAGGUCAUAUGCUACGGCAGCUGAAGCUGUCGACCUCAGCGCGCCUCCUAGCCCCAUCGACUCCUUUCUUCAAGGCGGCGCGGCUAACUACGUCGACGAGAUGUAUCUAGCAUGGAAGGCCAACCCCAAAGACGUCCACGUCUCCUGGCAGACUUACUUCCGCAACAUGGAGGACCCCACGGUGCCGUCGACGCAGGCGUUCAGACCCCCACCAGGCUUGAUGUCAAGUCGGUACACAGGAGAUACGCCGGUCAUCCACGUGGCAGAAACAAGCGAUGCGGUAAACUACCUCAAAGCCCAAAACAUUGUACGCGCGUUCCAAGAAUACGGCCACACCAAAGCAAAGAUCACCCCCCUGGAAGACGUUGGCAACGCCACAGUCCACCCUCACCCAGACCUUCCCAACUCCUCAAACCUCAGCAAGUACGGCUUCACCACAGCAGAACUCGAGCGCGAAAUCCCUCUCGGACCAGACCUCCUCCCACACCUUGCCAGCAGUACCAAAACCAUGCCCCUCCGCGACAUCAUCACCACCUGCGAGAAGAUCUACUCCGGCUCCUUCGGCGUCGAGUACCACCACAUCUCCGACCCCACCAAGCGCGCCUGGAUCCGCCAGAGAGUCGAGACAUACCACGCCUCUCCUCCCUCCCCCGCCGAGAAGCAACGCAUCCUCGACACCCUCAUCUGGGCGACCUCCCUCGAGCGCUUCCUCGCGACCAAGUUCCCUAACGAGAAGCGCUUCGGCCUCGACGGCGCGGAGGGCCUUGCACCGGGCCUCGCGGCGCUGAUGGACCGCUGCGCCGACGUCCACGGCGUGCGGGACAUCGUCAUCGGGAGCUGCCACCGCGGGCGGAUGAACGUGAUGAGCACCGUUUACGGCAAGGACUUCGAGACACUGUUUCGGCAGUUUGCGGGGACGGAGAAGUUUGAUGUGGAGGCCGGGCAGACGGGUGAUGUGAAGUAUCACUUCGGCAUGGAGGGCGAGAGGACGACGGCGGGCGGCGGUGUGGUAGGGGUGGAGAUGCUGCCUAACCCGUCGCAUCUCGAGGCCGUUGAUCCUGUUGCGCAGGGCAAGGCGAAGGCUGUGCAGGAGAUCAAGGGGGAUGUGGACCAGUCCAAGGUCAUGUUCAUGGCGCUGCAUGGCGACGCGGCCUUCUCUGGGCAGGGACCCGUGUACGAGACACUGAAUCUCUCAGCGUUAAAGGGGUACGAGGUCGGCGGGACGGUGAGGCUGAUGGUCAACAACCAGAUCGGCUUCACGACCGAUUCCCCCGACUCCCGAUCGACGCCGUACUGUUCCGACCUGGCCAAGUACAUCGAAGCCCCGAUCUUCCACGUCAACGCGGACGACCCGGAGGCGGUCGUGUUCCUGUGCAAGCUCGCCGCCGACUGGCGGGCCGAGUUCCGGUCUGACAUCGUCAUCGACAUCAACUGCUACCGGCGCUUUGGGCAUAACGAGAUCGACCAGGCGAGCUUCACGCAGCCGGAGAUGUACAAGAAGAUUGCGGAGCAGCAGCCGUUGCUGGAGAAGUACGUUGAGAAACUUGUUAGUGAAGGGACGAUGCAGGCGGAGAUUGUGGAGGAGCAGAAGAGGUGGGUUUGGGAGCAGCUGGAGGAGAAGCUGGCGAGGAGCAAGAUGCCUGUGGAAGGGCUGGAGACGGGAGAUAAAGCCACCUUGGAAACGUCGUCAACAUCGACGGCAGUUGAGGAGGCAACCCUUUCAACCAUCGCCGAUGCAAUCACCAGCGUACCAGAGGGCUUCAACCUCCACCGCAACCUCCAACGCAUCCUCGCAGCCAAGAAACAAGCCUUCGACGCAGGCACCAUCGACUGGUCCACCGCAGAAGCCCUCGCCUUCGGCUCCCUCGUCCUGGAAGGCAAACCAGUACGCAUCAGCGGCCAAGACGUCGAGCGGGGGACCUUCUCCCAGCGCCAUUCGGUCCUGCACGACCAAACCACGCACGCCGAGUACACGCCGCUCAACCAUCUCCAAGACCACCAGCCCGCGCGGUACACCGCCGUCAACUCACCGCUGAGCGAGUUCGGCGUACUUGGGUUUGACUACGGGUACUCCCUCGCGGCGCGGGAGUCGCUGGUCAUGUGGGAGGCGCAAUUUGGCGACUUUGCGAAUAAUGCGCAGGUUGUGAUUGACCAGUUCAUCGCGUCCGGGGAGGCGAAGUGGUUGUUGAAGAGCGGGCUGGUGAUGUCGUUGCCGCAUGGGUAUGAUGGGCAAGGCCCGGAGCAUUCGUCGGCGAGGCAAGGGAGGUUUUUGGAGCUGGGGAGCGAAGAUCCGAGAGCGUGGCCUGAGGAUCUGGAGAGGGCGAGGAGGGAGUGUAAUGUGCGGAUUGUGUACAUGACGACUCCGGCGAAUUUGUUUCAUGCUUUGAGGCGGCAGAUUUACUCGCCUUAUAAAAAGCCCCUCAUCAUGUUCUUCUCUAAAUCUCUCCUCCGCCACCCUUUGGCACGAUCAUCUGUACAAGAACUCACGGGCACAUCGACCUUCCAGCCAGUCCUCUCCGACUCAGAGCACGGCAACAGUAUCUUACCCCGAAAGGAAAUCAAUCGUGUGAUCCUCUGCAGCGGCCAAGUCUACGCCUCGCUCCAUAAACACCGCGAAGCAAAGGGCAUCAAGAACACAGCCAUCACGCGCAUCGAGGAGCUGCAUCCCUUCCCGUGGGCUGAGGUGAAGGAGAACCUAGACUCGUACCCGAACGCGCAGACGAUCGUGUGGUGUCAGGAGGAGCCGUAUAACGGAGGUGCUUGGCAAUACAUGCGCGAUAGGCUGGAGACGGUGGCUUCAGAGUCGGAGAAUCACAAGUUCAGUCGGAUGGUGUACGCUGGGCGGGGGACUGGGGCUGCGGCGGCGACGGGGUCGAAGAAGGUGCAUCAAGCGGAGGAAGAGAGACUGUUGGCGGAUGCUUUUGGUGACGUCCUGAGCAAGGAUCAAAAUGUUUUCGGCGGGCCUUUGUUCUUGCCCGUCCUUUCCGACCUUACGGCCGCGAUCCGUCGCUUGGCAGAAGAUGUGAAUGAGCGCAUGAAGGUUCUGGAGAAUUGCGUCGAUUCUCGUGAUACUGAAAGCGAGAUGUCGACGCUCAACAACAUGAAGAAUUGCGUCCAAUCUUCGGCCAAAAUUGCAUCGACUGCAUCUUCUUGGGCUCUCUCCACAGAUGCCGCCGAGUCAAUCGCGGCCUCGGAUUUGUAUGAUAUCUGGCCCGUCCAGCCUGACCCAAAUACACUUGCCUGGGUCGCCAGCACGUCGAACAUAGACCUGAUUCGGGCCUCGGUUCGUUCAAUUCCGAUUAUUUCAUUUUCGGCAGCCGAUCAAUCAGACUCAGACGAUGAGAUGGAAGCCGAAAUUGCCAAUAUUCAUAUGAAGCGAGGACGUGAAGAGCUGCUUUUAGGGAACUUUGCAACUGCCGAGCGAUAUCUCCAGAGAGGGGUGCGACGGCUGAGGAGCUCUAGAAGCCAGCGACAGAAUCUUGCUGUGCAUGCUGAUGGGCUGGAGAAUCUGGUAACCCUGUACCGUGAACAAGAGAGAUGGGAAGAGACCAAAGACACGAUCAUCGAGAGGCUUGCGCUCCUCUCCAGGACUGCAACGGCCGACUCAACGGAGGUUCUGAAGGAAAGGCUAGCUCUCGCCGAUGUGCUUUUGAAGCUUCAUGAUCCGGUACAAGCUCGCCUACACGCAAGGACUUGCAUCAAAGCUUAUCGAAAGCUUGGUCCACCAGGCCACGAAGGGCUCAAAGGCUCUCUGAGUAUGAUGAUCGAAAUAUGCUCUCGGGAGAAUGACAUCGAUGGAGAAGAAGAGCAUCGUCUUCUUCUUUCCAAUAUUUCACCGUCCCUGGAUGCAGACGAUUCGUCCCUUUGGUCUCAGACUGUG
This is a messenger RNA of Colletotrichum gloeosporioides, 4056 nucleotides long. RefSeq names its product 2-oxoglutarate dehydrogenase. Gene Ontology annotation, molecular function: protein binding; thiamine pyrophosphate binding; oxoglutarate dehydrogenase (succinyl-transferring) activity. Gene Ontology annotation, biological process: tricarboxylic acid cycle. The annotation marks the transcript as partial. The transcript is spliced from 4 exons. Gene Ontology annotation, cellular component: oxoglutarate dehydrogenase complex; mitochondrion. The record is from RefSeq and is a predicted model, not a curated record. NCBI's taxonomy places the organism in Eukaryota, Fungi, Ascomycota, Sordariomycetes, Glomerellales, Glomerellaceae.